Messenger RNA from Dreissena polymorpha, 2369 nucleotides. RefSeq names its product latent-transforming growth factor beta-binding protein 2-like. The transcript has 6 exons. Lineage: Eukaryota; Metazoa; Mollusca; Bivalvia; Myida; Dreissenidae. Gene Ontology annotation, molecular function: calcium ion binding. The coding region runs from base 81 to 2117 and encodes 678 amino acids. The record is from RefSeq and is a predicted model, not a curated record.
AAAAAACGCAAGGUUUUAUAAACGCUUGUUCUUAUAAGACAUCAUUUUUAUUUUUUAUUUGAGCGUUAGUAUUGUAUAUUAUGAAGUCAGUACUUUGGAACAUUAUUUUUAUUCCAGUUAUUUUCGUUAGCUGUCAAGCGCAGCCAGACCAAAAUGAAACAACACAAAAAUGCGGAAACCACACGUGUCCUUUCUGGUCGACGUGUAAUAACAACACCCAGUCGGGAGAUAUAGAGUGCGGUGCAUGUAAAGUUGGAUUCGUGGGCGCUAAUUGUACGGACAGAGAUGAGUGUACAUUCCUAAGCUAUGAUCCGUGCGCUCGAUUUGGGACAGGUAUUUGCGUCAACACGCUGGGUGGAUUCAACUGUUCCUGCUUAGUGGGAUGGACUGGUCCGAGGUGUCAAUUUUUGGACGAAAACGUCACCGCUUCUGAACGAGCCUGUCUUCCUGGCUACGUGAAUCAAGUAUAUAAUGACACAUAUGGUGAAUGCCAAGAUUUUGAUGAGUGCGGAAAUAGUAGCACCAACACAUGUGGUCUACACCAGCACUGCGAAAAUAAUGUUGGUAAUUAUAAAUGCGGCUGUGACAUCGGCUGGGAAGGCGUGCACUGUACAAAAGAUAUUAAUGAGUGCACUAGGGCAAACAUCUGUGGGAUGCACCAAAUCUGUGUCAACAAUGAUGGAAGCUACUCGUGUAUUUGUGAUAUCGGCUGGAUGGGAGUCAUUUGCACAGCGGACAUUAAUGAAUGCAACAACAACAGCUUGUGUGAAAUAAAUCAACAUUGUGUGAAUUCCAUAGGAAGCUAUGCUUGCGAGUGUGACAUUGGAUGGCACGGUAGCAAUUGCACAGACGACAUUGAUGAAUGCUAUAAUGCAAGCCUCUGUAAUUCUCAUCAACAUUGCAUCAAUACACUUGGCAGUUAUUAUUGUAAUUGUUACAGCGGAUGGGAAGGAUUCGAUUGCAAAAACGACACAAAUGAAUGCAAUAAUGAGAAUGCUUGUUCUUUACAUCAGCGUUGUCUAAAUACGUAUGGAGGUUAUCGGUGUGACUGUGACAACGGCUGGACUGGACCGCACUGUGAUCUGGACGUAAAUGAAUGCGAAACAAUCAGUCCUUGUACCAGGUACCUUACCAAGUGCGUUAACGACCCUGGAAGUUACCAUUGUGAAUGUCUCACAGGAUGGGACGGAGUGAAUUGCACAGACGACAUUGAUGAAUGUCUAAAUACCAGUAUGUGUGGAGCCCAUCAAAACUGUAUUAAUAGUCUAGGAAGUUUCUUAUGUCAUUGUGAAACUGGCUGGGAGGGAGUCGAAUGUUCUAUUGACAUUGAUGAAUGUGCAAAUGGAAGCGCUUGUGGACAAAACCACUAUUGUGUCAAUACAGAAGGCGGCUUUAGUUGUGGCUGUGAUCAUGGAUGGGAUGGGGACAACUGCACGAAAGACGUAAACGAAUGCUCAAAUACCAGUAUAUGCGGACCAAACCAACACUGUGUCAAUACUUUAGGUAGCUACAUUUGUCAUUGUGAUUUUGGCUGGGAGGGUUUCAACUGCUCUGGUGACAUUGAUGAAUGUGCUAAUACCAGUAUGUGUGGGCCACAACAACACUGUGUAAAUACUGUCGGUGGCUACAGGUGCGACUGUGACAUUGGCUGGAAGGGAGACAUAUGCGACAUCGCCAGUAUUGAAUGUACAAAUGCAACUGUCUGUGGCUUGCGUCAAAUUUGUUCAAGCACCAACGGUAGCCUCAUUUGCGUGGAAAGUAAACUGGUCAUCAAUUCAACAGCAGCUUCGACCAGAGCCUCAGAUGGAUUAAGACCUUCUAAUGAGGACCCUGGAAGAAAUCUUGAUGGAGGACAUAUGCAUAUUGUACAAAGCUUUGGCAACAAGAGGGAAAACUCGGAGAACCAACAAGAAACUGAACUUAACAUUGUUCUUGGCUCAGUAUUUGGCACUGUAGCCUUCAUUUCCGGAUUUAUUGUUGCGCUGAUUGCAUAUAGAAAAUGCAGCAAGAAGCAAAAGGUGGGUUCUGCGAAAGAAAAUAAUAAUCUGGAAGCGGGUGGUACGAGCCUUGCAAGGGUGUUCAUUAUCGACAAAGAUGGUCGUUUCAAAACAGCUUAAACAGAAUGUGUAUUUAUUAUGUCUAUAUUUGUAGUUCAGUGAUGUAGUGCAAAGUUCCUUCACCUAUCAUCCGUAUCUUUAACUGACAGAACUGACAUGGAUCGUAUAUGUUUUGUUCAUGCGAUACAACAAGGGAUACACGUUUAAAAACUCUUUUGUGUUUAAAAAUAAGGAUUAAUGUCAUAUGGGAUGGGGGCAUUAUAAUGCCUGAAGUUUACAUAUAUUUACAUUAAAUAAAUGACAACGAAAGAC